This is a messenger RNA of Peronospora matthiolae, 1308 nucleotides long. NCBI's taxonomy places the organism in Eukaryota, Oomycota, Peronosporomycetes, Peronosporales, Peronosporaceae. The record is from the annotation of a GenBank genome assembly.
AUGUCUGCGGAACCUCUGGAAAGCAGCUACAGUCUGCACUCUCGCCGUCUACAAGAGCCGCAGCCACAAGAGCCGUGCAAGACGAGCCAACCGACCAAUCGAUUCUUCGUGCUCCUCGCCCCGUUCUCGGCCCUCGCUCUGCUGCUCGCGAUCAUUUUCUAUUCGAUUAAUGUGGGCCACUCGAUCUACUCGGUCUUCCUCCUGCAAGGCUGUCUGGCCGUCGGGAUGCUGGAGAUUAGCUGGUGGCACUACCGUAUUCGGCAACGGUUCUUGGCUUCACUGGAAGUGACGUCUAUGGCGGACAGUUUAGCGAGGGACGGAGAUCCGGAAUUGUCGCUCGCUGGUCGAGAGCAGUACGAUCGGGCGCUGGAAGAGACGAUGGAGCCCAAGGCAUUCGCAGUCACCAGCUUGACCUGCAGGUGGUUACCGGAUGGACGUGGUGUUGCAUUUGUGGUGGCGUUGGUAGCCGCGUCGGUUGCUGCUGCAGUGAGCGUCGCUAUUGCCGAACUCACUGAAAGCUCAGUGACUGUAUGUGCUGCAGUGGGUGCGUUCGCCGGUGUCUUAUGUGCCUGCUUGGCCCCGACACCAGGUGACGGCAUUGCUAUAUUCAUUCACGUGGCCGCGCUGACUGCGACGGCGAUGAAUACCAUGUACGUGUAUUACACGGGCUCGGUGACGAAGAUUGCAAUUGUGGACUACCUAUUCGUGGCCCAAUCUGGCUGGAUGACCAUUGCAAUUUCACGGAUAAUUGUGUCAAAGAAGUUGCUCGAGUGCUUUCUGAUGGUAUCGUUGGAUACGGUCGCACUACUUCACGUGACAGUAAUUAUGAUGGAAAUGGUAGACUUUGUUGAGCAUCCGGGCGCUGAUGAUGUACCUCACGAGCUUGAUGCGUUCUUCAUUACGAUCGUGUCGGCUGAGUUUGGCCAUUACCUGUUCAGUAUAGUGACUGGUCGGUUGAUGCCUUUUUGUUUCUGGCACUGGAAGUAUACUCCUCCACGAAUGUGGGGGGCAGAUUUCGUCGUGUCCGUGCUGUUUGGCGUCGCCGGUAUGAAGAUUUGGACAGCUAUCGCCUCUUUGAAUAUGAGUACGUGGAACACCAUCGCACUACUGGGGGCUUUGGGAUUGUCCCAGAUAGGACGCUCCUUUAUAUCUUUGACUCAAGAAACUGCCAGGGUGCCUCCACGGACUUGUGCAACGUUUGAUGUCUGGAACAAUGGAAUUGUGGAGUUGAUUAAUCCGUUCCUCGUCGGGUGGAUUGUGUUCCAUCCGUUUGCCAAGAAGAUUGUAGGGAAAGAGAUCGAAUACUGA